AUGAGAGUACCUCCAUCAUUUUCUCUCGGGACAGAUUCAGAAAGGCAGAAGCACGGAGCAACAGUUCAAGACAGGCAUUUUCUGUGGUCGAGUGGAGAAGAGCAGCCUAUAGCCAUGGGACAGGCUCUGGGGAUCAAGAACUGUGACUUCCAGGCAGCAAAAAACAAUGAGGAGCACCACACCAAGGCCAUCAGCUCCCGGCAUCUCAUUGUGAGGAGAGGACAGCCCUUCACCAUCAUCCUGCACUUCCAGGCUCCAGUCUAUGCAUUUACGUCCAACCUGAAGAAGGUAGCCCUCAUUGCACAAACUGGAGAGCAUCCUUCCAAGGCCAACAAGACCCAAGCUAUAUUCCCAAUUUCCCGUCUGGGGGACCAGAAGUGGUGGAAUGCGGCAGUGGAAGACAGAAAUGACCAGUCCUGGGCCAUCUCUGUGACCGCGCCCACAGAUGCCAUCAUUGGCCAUUACUCACUCCUGUUGCAGGUCUUGGGCAAGAAGCAACUCCACCUAGGCCAGUUCAUACUGCUCUUUAACCCUUGGGCUCGAGAGGAUGCAGUAUUCCUGAAGAAGGAGUCUCAACGCAGGGAGUACGUGUUGAACCAGAACGGCCUCAUCUACCUGGGUACGGCUGAGUGCUUCCACGCAGAGCCCUGGGACUUUGGCCAGUUUGAUAGCAGUGUCAUCAACCUCAGCCUCCGCUUACUGAGUGUGGAUAAGCAGGUGGAGGAGUGGGGCAACCCUGAGCAUGUGGCCCGUAUUUUGGGUGCCUUGCUGCAUGCUCUCAAGGAAAAGAGUGUCCUGCCCCCAUCAAAGGCCGCCACUGCCCAGGAAGGGGCCUUGCUGAGCAAGCGCCGGGGCAGUGUGCCCAUCCUGCGGCAGUGGGUCACAGGCCAAGGGCGACCUGUGUACGACAGUCAGGCCUGGGUGUUCGCCGCAGUUGCCUGCACAGUGCUGCGAUGCCUGGGAAUCCCUGCCCGUGUCAUUACCACGUUCACCUCAGCCCAGGGAACCGGCGGACGCUUGUUGGUGGAUGAAUACUACAAUGAGGAGGGCCUUCAGAAUGGAGAAGGCCAAGGAGGCAGAAUCUGGAUCUUCCAGACUUCCACGGAGUGCUGGAUGACCCGGCCUGCUUUGCCCCCAGGUUAUGACGGAUGGCAGAUUCUGUACCCAUGUGUUUCCAAUGGAGGUGGAGUCCUGGGGUCCUGUGAUCUGACCCCUGUCAAAGCAGUCAAGGAGGGGACACUAAGCCUGACCCCUGGAGUAUCAGACCUUUUUGCUGCAGUAAAUGCGUCGUGUGUGGUCUGGAAGUGUCGGGAGGACGGCGCACUGGAGCUGACCAACUCCAACACUAAGUAUGUUGGCAACAACAUUAGCACCAAGGGUGUGGGCAGCAACCGCUGUGAGGACAUCACUCAGAACUACAAGUAUCCUGAAGGAUCUCUUCAAGAAAAAGAGGUGCUGGAGAAAGUCCAGGAAGAGAGAAUGCGACAUGAAAAAGACAGUGGCAUCCAUCCUCCCAGUCUCAAGACUGCUGAGCUUCUACACAUAUUCUUAGAAGUACCCUGUUCCCUAAACCUGGGAGGGGAAGCCCAGUACUCAGUGAAACUGGUUAACUUCAGUGACCAGGAGAAGGCAGUGCAGCUGACAUCUGCCUUGCAGGCAAUAUACUACAAUGGCAUCCUUGCUGCUGAGCUCUGGAAGAGGAAGCAGUCCCUUAUGCUCGGUCCCAAGGCUGACUCAAUCACCAGCAACCUGUCUUUCUCCUAUUUUGAGCAAAGCCCACCAGAGAACAGCUUCCUCAGACUCACUGUCAUGGCCACGGCAACGCACUCUGAGUCCAGCUUUAGCUGCUUUGCUCAGGAAGACAUCGUCAUUUGUAGACCACACCUUACCAUUGAGAUGCCAGAGACAGCAGAGCAAUAUCAACUUCUUAAGGCUUCAGUCCAGCUCCAUAACUUCCUAGAUGCUCCCUUGAAGGACUGUGUGAUCUCCCUCUUUGGAAGGGGCCUCAUUCACAGAGAGAGGAGGUAUAGAUUAGCUUCUGUAUGGCCUGGAAACAUCUUAUACACUGAAUUCCAGUUCACACCGACACAGGUGGGGCUCCAGAGGCUCACUGUGGAAAUGGACUGCGAUAUGUUCCAGAACGUAACCAACUACAGAAACGUCACUGUGGAAGCCCCUGAACUUCCCGCUUAAACUUCCAUUAAGUAUCCCUUAAUUAAAGUCUGAUAUUGAUAACAUGAACUCGGCCCACUAGAGAAAUAUGAAAACUAUUAAGUAUAUAGAAAACAGGCCCUAGGAGAUAAAAAUAAAAGAACUGUACUCCUUUUGUACAAAGUUAU
Molecule: messenger RNA, 2339 nt
Organism: Enhydra lutris kenyoni (northern sea otter)
Lineage: Eukaryota; Metazoa; Chordata; Mammalia; Carnivora; Mustelidae
Gene: EPB42
Product: erythrocyte membrane protein band 4.2
Exons: 13
Coding region: 1-2193 (730 amino acids)
Biological process (GO): peptide cross-linking
Molecular function (GO): protein-glutamine gamma-glutamyltransferase activity
Source: RefSeq, a predicted model, not a curated record